Salpingoeca rosetta is the source of this 1512-nucleotide messenger RNA. RefSeq lists its product as uncharacterized. Gene Ontology annotation, cellular component: endoplasmic reticulum. The transcript has 12 exons. The coding region runs from base 1 to 1512 and encodes 503 amino acids. The record is from RefSeq and is a predicted model, not a curated record. Gene Ontology annotation, biological process: endoplasmic reticulum calcium ion homeostasis. NCBI's taxonomy places the organism in Eukaryota, Choanoflagellata, Craspedida, Salpingoecidae. Gene Ontology annotation, molecular function: calcium ion binding.
AUGCGGGCAGCGGUGUGGUGGAAGAAGGCGCUUGUGGUGGUGCUGGUGGCGCUGCUUGUUGGCGGUGUGGGUGGUGCGAUGAAUGGAGCACACGCUGCUGAAGAAGAUGAGUUUGACGAGGACGAGUUUACAUCGCCGGGAGCUGGUGUGGCCGUGCCAUCACCACCAAAGGCAGCCACUGACAUCGCGGAUGACGGUGCCAGCGUGCCACUGGAGGAUGCCGCACCUGGCGACGCGGACGAAGAGGAGUUUGAUUCUGCGUCCGAGUUCCGGGUUGUGGGCAUCCCGCGGACCGCCGUCAACUCACUGGAUGAUGACUUUGAUGAAGAAGAGUUUGAGGCCGUACUUGUGGACGAACCUGUGCAACAGCAAGGUGCCGCCGGCCGCGGUGACAGCAAGGUGGCCGGCAGCCAUGACGAUGACGAGGAGGUGGAUGAUGACGACAUCGAUGGCGACGUCAAGCUGGAUCUGUCUGUGGAGGCGAAGGCGGCUGCGCGCCUGAGCAACCGGCCCCUUGAUAUUCGCGAAUACUACCUGGAGAUUGUUGGCCUUGUGGUUCUCCUGGGCUUCCUCGUGUUCUAUCUUCAUGGCCGCUCCGAGAACAAGCGCGUCGUCGAGGCUGUCGCGGAGUCUGUGCUGGAGCGAAUGAAGGAGCGCUUUGCUCACAUCGGCGACGAGACAAGCAAACCCAUCAUUGCCGAAGCUGCAAACGAGUUUGUACUCUAUGGCACCGGCAACAGGCGCUGCUUCAGUUUCAAGGCUGAGUUUGUGCUGAAGCGGCGGCAGGAUGCGAUUGGGCUGGUGCUCGACACGGCGACCGGCCAGCAGGACACGCUCGUCGUCUCUGCCCAGCUCGACGGCAAGCAGGUUGACCCGUUUGUGCUCGCAGUCACCACCCCACUCUUUGAACCGGAGCUCAGGAGCGACAACGAAGACAUCGCCUUCCUGACCAAGAAAGGGCCGCAGCUGUUUGAGACGCUGAAUGUCGUGUGCGAUUCGCAGGGCGCCGCCACAUCCAUCCUCUCCGGCUCCGUCCUCACUCGCAUCAAGGCCAUCGAGGAUUAUCUCGUGCAUUUGAAGAUGACCGACCAAUACCGCACGCAAAAGGUCCGGCGGCCGGGCGAUUGGCCAAACAAUGACCUCAAGCUGCAGAAGCCAAUCAACGCGAUGACAAUGCACCUGUCUGUUGAUUUGACGCGCGAGGCAGACCGUGCUGCCGCUGUCACCGCCAUCGAGCUGGGCAUGGACUUGCUGGAAGCAAUGGCCACCUACAAGAUGUCGUCUCAGGACAAGACGCGCGCGAAGAAGCUCCGCGAUGACUUCACGUCGCUAAUCCAGAAGGAAAUCUCCAAGCAGGAGGCGCAGGCUGUGCAGGCGCGGGUUGAGGAGCGGAAGCAGAAGGAGCGGGAGCGACUGGAGGCGAAUCCGCAGGAGCUCGCAAAGUGGGAGGAGAAGCAGCGCAAGCGGCAGCAGCGCAAGCAGGCCAAGCAAGGCCGCAUCAUGAUCAAGUAG